Molecule: messenger RNA, 924 nt
Organism: Eimeria acervulina
Lineage: Eukaryota; Apicomplexa; Conoidasida; Eucoccidiorida; Eimeriidae
Product: glycerol-3-phosphate acyltransferase, putative
Exons: 2
Coding region: 1-924 (307 amino acids)
Source: RefSeq, a predicted model, not a curated record
AUGUUCAGCUGGGGGCUAGGGCUGCUCCUGCUACGAGUUGGCAGCGGGGGCCUCCCCCAGCGCCGAGCAGCUGCUGCUGCAGGUCAUGCUGCUGCAGCAGCAGCAGCAAGACCUGCAGCAGGAGCAGCAACAACAACAGCCAGCGGGAUUUUAAGUGUGCAUGCAAAUAAGGGGGACAUUGGAAGAGUAGUUCUCUCCCUGACCACCGCCCCUGCGGACGCCCUGCAGCUGCUCCCGCUGCAGCAGCUGAAGCAGUUACCACUGCAGCAGCAGCAGCAGCAGCAAUACAAGCCUCUCGCUUUUGCUGCCUUCUCAGCUGGGCGACCACUCGCAGUUUCUUUGGGGGGCCAUCGUGAAGGAGACACCGCAGCGGCGUACAGCUCAAGUAGGCGUCCCUUCAUAGCUGCUGCAGCAGCACCAGCAGCACAAGCAGGAGCAGCAGCAGCAGCAGCAGCAGGAGUAGGAGAAAGAGCACCCACGCAGAUAAGAGCAGCGCGAGCCGCAGAUGUAAGUACAACUGCAACAGCAGCAGCAGCUACUGCUGCAGGAGGGCCUGGAGAGAUGACUCCAGCGAAGGCGGCGGAGACAACAGCAGCAGCAGCUGCAGCAGCAGCAGCAGCAGCAAACAGCACUCCUGCUGCUUUGUUUCCCUUUGGGCUUCCUCCUUCUCUCUCUCCGAGCUCUGCAGCAAACCCUAACACAGCAGCAGCACUCGAUGAAGCGCAGCAAGUAAUAGAAAAAGAAAUGUGGCGUCUAUACCACACCCAGCAGCAGCAGCAGCAGCAGCAGCAGCAGCAGCAGCAGCACAAGAUGCUGUCUGCGCAGCAGGUGCAGCAGCUAAUUGGCUUCUCUCAAGAUUAUUGCAAUGCUGCGAAGACCUCAGGAGCAGUAAAUGCUACUGAAUGUAUCGUCAAGCUUGUGUAA